Messenger RNA from Alosa alosa (allis shad), 1123 nucleotides. It is a transcript of the gene cabcoco1, whose product is annotated as ciliary associated calcium binding coiled-coil 1. The transcript is spliced from 8 exons. The coding region runs from base 44 to 976 and encodes 310 amino acids. The record is from RefSeq and is a predicted model, not a curated record. NCBI's taxonomy places the organism in Eukaryota, Metazoa, Chordata, Actinopteri, Clupeiformes, Clupeidae.
CCCACCCUCCACGUGCGUUACCACGGUAACAAUCAUCAACAACAUGGCUGCAAGAGAUAGAAGGAAGUCGGCAGAAAGCAAGAAGAAAGAAGUGGAAGAAGUGAUAGACCAAGAAAAUGAAGAGCCAACGAUACAGUGGGCACUUCAAACACUGGAGCAGAUCAGCCUUCUUCGGGAACUGACUGUCGACGAAGUACAAUUGAAAUUUGAAGACGUUCUGCAGUUUAAAAACCAACAGACAUGCCUGAAGGAAGCAGCCUUGCUAGAUUACUUUGUGUCAGGUUUCUGGUGGGCCAAAGAGAUGAACUUCUCCAGUGAGCAAACAUCCUUUGUGAUGGCACUACUGCAAUCAUCAAUUGACAAUAUAAGUGAAAAGCAGAUGUCAUUUGUGGACAACUUUACCGAAUUUGGCAAAACCUUGAUUGACCUCAGGAAGACUCCCUCUGCAGAUGGCAACCCACCAUUGUUUGACGUAGAGCAAGCCAAGUCCAUAACAAAUUACUUCACUUCCAGCCUGUUCCAGCAUUACCGCAUGUACGAGUUCCUCUUCAGCCAGUCACGAGACAAGAAACUCCUGGGAAUGGAGAGGCAUAUCGAAGUGAUUGAUGCCGCCAAGCUCUUUGCCCCGCUGGAGGAGGGCAUGCCCGUUGACGUCUUCCAGCACUACUUGGCACCAGCUCAGCCCGAGUCGCCUGAAGAGGCCGCGAAGGAAAGGCGAGGAGAGGAGGAGGAGAAGGAGGAGGUGGGAGGAACGGACGAGAGGAGCGAAGGAGAAGGAGAACGAGGGGACACCCUGGAGGAGGAGGAGGAGGAGGAGGAGGAGAAGUACAGCGUGGAGGAAGUGCGGGAGGUGCUCCGAGAGAUGACCAAAGAGAUGAUGGGGAAUCUACAGGCUGAAUUUACAGAGAAGCUUCGCAUCCAAGAGGAGAGUUACACAGCCAGGAUAGAACGUCUCAAAAGCGUCUCAUCAAACUGACUCUUCCCUCCCGUGGGGUCGUGCCCCCUCCCCUGCCCCAAGGUGGAGGAAUUCCUCCCUGAUGGCUCAGCAGCGCUGGCAAACCCUGAACACAAACUGCAUACAAGCCGCACAAAUCCAUCAAUCUGAAACAGAUUUUUAUAAUCA